This is a messenger RNA of Dermochelys coriacea (leatherback sea turtle), 6215 nucleotides long. RefSeq names its product solute carrier family 39 member 11 (gene SLC39A11). Gene Ontology annotation, cellular component: membrane. Bases 874 to 1863 code for a protein of 329 amino acids. NCBI's taxonomy places the organism in Eukaryota, Metazoa, Chordata, Testudines, Dermochelyidae. Gene Ontology annotation, molecular function: zinc ion transmembrane transporter activity. The record is from RefSeq and is a predicted model, not a curated record. The transcript has 10 exons. Gene Ontology annotation, biological process: zinc ion transmembrane transport.
AAAGUCAUGGUUGGCAGAGAGAAAUAUCUCUGGAAAUGUCUCCUUGGGGGGGUAUGAUACAACUACUUCACAUUAUCUGGGCAUUCCUCAGAUGAAAUAAUAAAACAUCUGUGUUCCUUUCCUUACAUGAUUGGUUGCUCCUGAAUAAUAAUAUUUCAGAAGUAUCCAAGUACCCUAUCUGUUGCUGGCUUAGCUCUCCUUUUCCUGCACAACAUAAGUGUCUGCAAACUAUUAGUGCAAUGAAAAUAGUGCUGUGAGUGCACUAAUAUUCAAAAUACUAACGUGGGGUAAAACUGUUUUUGGCAAAAGUAGGUGGAAAGUGGUGUGCGUGCUUUGGAGUGGCAUAAGCAGACACUUCUCUGGUGCAGUCCAAGUGUAAUGGAAAAGAGCGAAUGCAUUCUUUUGCUCAGGGUGAGGAGGGUGUGCAGACUGAAUUGCAUUUCGCUUCUCAUUUUUGAGGGGUGAAUGGAAAAAGGGCUAAAGAGGGAAAUGGGAAGACCAAAGGUGGAUGUAGGAAACUGCUUGUGGUGGUUGGAUUGAAAUGGUACUUGCUUUUCACUUGUUUAUUGAAACUUUCUAAAAUAUCAACAUUGCUGGGAAUGUAACGCUUGGUUUUUCUUUUUAAAUCACUCCACACCUUGACAAACCUUUGUGGGCCUUGAUUCUGCUCUUGGAUUGGAUCACCAUCACAGUCUGUGAGGAGCUAUAUGGGCUUGAGUCUGCCAAUGGCAGGAUUUCAACCCCCCAAACACUGACAUUCUGCUAGCCUACCUGAAUCAGAAAAGGUUCAUACACAACAGUGAAAUGGACCAGAGUAGGUUCAUUGUUGGUGCGGAGUGAAAUGCAGGCCAGUAAAACCUGAGUGUGUUCAGCAUGAUCCAAAACUGCAGUCCGGUGGUCCAGGCGCUGCUCGGGACUUUAUUUACCUGGGGGCUGACAGCUGCUGGCUCUGCGCUAGUCUUUGUAUUUUCCAGUGGCCAGAGGCGAAUCCUAGAUGGAAGCCUGGGCUUUGCUGCUGGGGUCAUGUUAGCUGCUUCUUACUGGUCCCUCCUGGCUCCUGCCAUUGAAUUGGCUGAAGAUUCUGGGAAUUUCGGGGCUUUUGCUUUCUUCCCGGUAGCUGUUGGCUUCACCCUGGGAGCAGCUUUUGUCUUCUUGGCCGACCUCCUCCUUCCAUUGCUGGGCAUCAGUGAACCUCCCCAUGUCGCCUUGUCUAGGAGCUACGAUCCGAGAGCGGUGAAAGAGAAGUAUGACCCCGAGCCGACUUAUCACCAGGAGUACGGGAAUGAGCUCUCCAUCCGGAUAGGUAGAACUGGGCUUCAUUCAGACAGAGGUGAAAAUGGGGAGCCCUAUCAGAGGCGGAAGGGCGUUGGAGCCAGCCAAUCAGAAGUCCCAUCUGCAUCUCAGACUUCUGGAGACAGCGCAUUGACCCCAGGAAGUAGCAGUUGGAGGCGAAUUAUGCUGCUCAUUCUAGCUGUAACGAUACAUAACAUUCCAGAGGGUCUAGCUGUUGGAGUUGGAUUUGGGGCUGUUGGGAAGUCAGCAUCUGCAACCUUUGAAAGCGCCAGGAACUUAGCAAUUGGGAUUGGAAUUCAGAAUUUUCCAGAAGGCCUUGCUGUCAGCCUUCCUUUGCGUGGUGCUGGAUUUUCAACAUGGAGAGCAUUUUGGUAUGGACAGCUAAGUGGCAUGGUGGAACCUUUAGCUGGUGUCUUUGGUGCCUUUGCCAUGGUUCUGGCAGAACCCCUCCUCCCCUAUGCUUUGGGCUUUGCUGCCGGUGCUAUGGUCUAUGUGGUCAUGGAUGACAUCAUCCCAGAAGCACAAACCAGGUUCUGUCGUGAGAGAGGGAAGAGAAUUCUGGGACACUAACAGGAAAACCAACCUGCUGCUGGAGCACAGGCCAGGACCGUCUCUGAAGGAGGGGGCUUCGUUCCACCUAGUAGCCCUUUGGGAAGUGAAAUUCUGGGAAGCUUUGCCUGGGACCCCUCAGUUUGCAGAAGGGGAACUCUCCACCUGCUGGACCCGAAGUAGAGGCAUUGGAGGAAAGAAGCUCAGGUUUUGGAGGCUGUGGUGGGAUCUUUCAGCUAGCUGCCCCCAUCAUGGAAAUGGCCUCCUGACCAGUUGCCCACGGUGCAGUUACUAUGGUUCAAUUUCUCUGCUUUACCCAGCUUUCUCCUGGCUCUCUCUUAUCUCGGAGACUCCCAUGCAGAGAAGGGACUUAAGCAGCCUCCUUCAAGACGCACUCUUCUGGGCCUUUAGACUUGGAAAUUCUCCUCUUGUCCAGGAGACUUUCAGGCCAGAUAUGUUGGGGUGAACAGCUAUGUGCUUUUAAGCCAAAUAGGAGCUUGAUUUCUCUGCUCUUUGAAAAGAGCCCGCUGUUGGCCCGUUUCCAUGGAAGCAGCCAUGGAAAUUUUUUUCUCCUCUCUCCCUUCUGACUUCUUUGGGUCUUGGUCCUGUACGUGUGGCUGGUUUGACCCAUGCGGAGAGCAUGAUGCAGCCCCUUGCUGUGGCAGGAGCAAAGGUGAAAAUGUCUAAGCCCUUGCGACACUGGGAGCUGAAUGCUCGGAAUGGCUGUUGGGAAGAGAGCACAUUGGUCUGUUUGCUGGGAUAGCUGCAUGAGAUGCAAAUCCUCUCAUGGUGUAGGGAAAAGACUUGCUGUAUGGUUCUGCGUACAUCAGUCCAGCGCAAGCCCAAGGGAACGCCACCUAAAACAGAAGGGGCCAACGCAUUGUUGCAACCUCAUUUAAAAAAUAAACCAGGUUGGCUGGGGACUAGGUGAAGGAACACGGGAGACCUGUAACCACAGUGAGGGGGAGGAUGAAGGCAACAGUACCAAGUUGGGGAACUGUCACCAUCAGCAUCUAUUAAAUGUCUCUUUUAAAAAAAAAAUCCAUUGCCUCUCUUGCUACUCAAUUCCUUCUGCCUUCACUCUGAGACCUCUGCACUGGGCCCUGUCAGACAGCUGGAGAGUGGAAGUCUUUGAUAUAAAGCUGGUCAGCACCUUGGCAACCAUCUCUACACUUAAGUGUUCAAGAUGGGAAGUUUUUGCUUUCCACUAUAUCCCACCCACCCCUAUUAAAGGGCACAGCCUGACAUGGUGUGAGCAGGACUUCAGGCUCCAACAUGCUUCCUGCUCAAGUGGCAACUCUGAAUUUGAAUGCCUUCCCCUUAAUGUGUGUGGUUUUCAACUCCCAAACCUGAGUGUUGUCAUUUCUCUACCCCACCCCCAAUAUUCAUGCAAAGCACAAGAAGGUGCUCUGUGGAACUAUACAGUAGUUAGAUCUUUCUUUUUUUUUUUUUUUUUUUUUUUUUAAAUACAGAUUGAAAAUUUUUUGAAAUGGACAAAGUUUAUGCCUUCUUCAAUGAGAAAAUAGCUCCUAUGGAAUUGAAGACAAGUUAGAAUAAAGAUCGUAUGUUUAAUAUGACUGAAUUCAGUGUGUGAUGAUGAUGCUUCUCUUAUCAAGGACCUAGCUCGGAGAUCUACAACAUUUCAUGGUUUAAGUUUGUAUGUUUCCUGCAUAUCUAUUGAAUUGGUAUCCCAAUGCUGUGGCUUCCUGCCCACUUUGCGUUUUGGGUUCAGACUUGCAGGGACUCGGUCAGAAAUGCUGUAUGUCCACAUAGUAUUUGACUUGAAACUAUCCUUUGGCCCAGAAUUGCUCAAAGGUUUUGAGACCCUUUCGUGCUCUUGGGCUGAUAUUUGGGAGAUAGGAAAUCCGAAUCAAAUGAUGGUUGAGUGGCUUGUGAUUUUUGUAGUGAUGGUUUGUGUGGCUCAUAAUGAAAGAUGUAGGGAGCCCAGUUUCACAUUUGUUCAUUUAAUUAUGGGAGCCCUGUUUUGCUGAUGGGCACAUUGAUUCCAUUUGGUGGGCCAUUUCAUGUACCUAAGUGCCCAGCUGCAGAACUGGGAGUCUGUUAGGGGAUGCGGAAUAGAUGUGAUCAUAAGGAUGUUCUUGCCUCCAUUUUUCCAAUGACCCAAAGGCAGGUCAAAUGUUGCUCUUGAGUCUCCUCUCGCCUAUACAAGCCUAAAAUAGAAUAACUUGGUGGAAGUUGUUGGUCACACUGCAAGUGAGAGGAGACUCUGACUGUGUGCAAACGACUCCUAAAACAGUUUCCCCCCAUGUCAUGUAGUGCUGUCUUGUGGCAAUGAUGUACUUACAAGGUACACAGAGGAUCCAAAGGAUAAGAGGAAAGAGCUAAAUUGGCUUGAAUGCAAGAGUAAUCCUGUAGUUUAUUCAGGUGCUUGAGUGCUUUUGAAUGGUUGUACAGGUAUUUCUACUCCUGGAUGCAUGAAGAGUUGAGCAAAGCUCAGUGUAUUGGCAUUCUGCAGCCCCAGCCUCAUUAAAGCAGCAGUAACUAGUAGGAACAGUCCUCAGGAAAAUUAUAGGGUUCCCGACAGUGAGUCAAACCUGGAUAUUCAUGAUUGCUUUGAGUCCCAGUAUUGCUGCCAGCUGGGGAUUCAUCAUACACUUCUCCUGCUAAAAAUACAGCCUAAAUCUUUCAUAGGGAGAGAAUUCAAGCCAUGGCUCUUAUCCUGCUUGCUGUAACAGCACUGCUCCAGUGGGCUACUGACAUAGUGUCCCUAAAAUGUCUGUGUGAAGAUUAGACUUUCAGUCAGUGUAAAACCCCCCGCACAGUCACACUGUGCAUUCCAGGGUAACAUACGUGAUGUGUACGGCAAGUUACGUAGGGAGUGUGAGUGUAACCUACCCAUGGGGGGAGGAAUGAUGGGCUUAUAGCAGGAAACGCAACCAACAGGCAGCUAUAAAAUGUCUACACCCUUCUUACACCCUCCUGUUGGUUGCUUUUCCUACUACCGUUCUACCCGCCAGCCUCUACGAUACACAGCACUCAUCUGAUGGUAUCAUGUUCCCUACCACUUAAAAUCAUGUCUGCACUCAAACUCACUGAGUUAAAAUCUGCUUUGUUACACCAGUGACUUUUUUUUUUUUUAAAUGGGGUUGCAGAGAUGUAACUGUAUAUUUGCAUUACCGUCACACCUAGAAGACUGGCCCCCAUUGUGCUAGGUACAAUACAAAGAGACAGUCCCUGGCCAAAAUGCUUAUGAGACGAGAGACAACAGAUGGGGGAGCUCAAGGACACAAUGAGACAACACAGGUCAACAUAGGAGCGGUGGUUUCAGCACACCACCAGCCAAGCCAUGGUCAAGUUGGUUUUUUUGUAGGCAUCAUGGCAGAGAAACAUGUGCAGAACUUGACCUAUGGGUUGGCAUUUUCAGAAAGGCUUCACACCUAGUGAGAAAAAUGGCCCAGAGUGUCUCCACUGAUGUUUGUCCUUUUCUUAAUGCCACUUUACACUAACACCCAUGCAUAAUGUGCACAGCUGCCACCCUGGGGCAUCUCUUUAAUUGUCCCAUCUCUUUUCCGGCAGCUCAAACCAAUUUGUCCUUUGCAGCUGUUGUGUUUCAAACAGACAAACGUAUUUUGGAUUUCUGACAGGGAAGAUAUGAUUUUGGAGGAUAGUUCAAAUUGUGGCUGUGCACGGCUGUGAAUGUAUGUUUGUUCUCUCAUCCAGAAGAGCUACAUUUCUUUGCUUACUCCACCUGUCAGUUAGCUUGUUACCAUAGGAAUGGGCAAACGCUAGAGAACACAGGAUAGAUCAGGGACGAAGGGCUGGAAUAUAGCCCUGGUUGCUGGUUGUUCCCUCCCAGCAGUUGGUUGGUUGCAGUCCUUUGCCUUGAGGACAGGCCUCCAUGUGUCCAAAGAAGCUGCCAUCACAGCUGCACUAAUUCAUCCUAUUUUCUAGUUGGGGAGCAAGGGCACUAAAGUAACCUCUAGCAGGGGAGGCAGCUCCAGAGCGGAGAUGAAGGAAGCUGGCAUUGUUUCUACCUCGAGUUGUCGCUCCAGGACCUCUUACCACCACACGGUUCAAUGCUCUUCUUAUCUAAAUACAAGUCUUUUUAAAAUGAUUGGACCACGUUUGCAGCUCAGGGAGGUGGGUGCAGUUGUAACAGGAUCUGCUUUUUCAUCCAAGUUGUCCUGCACCAACCCCUGCUAUUCUGCUGCUAGGUCUAAACUAAACUCGGGGUGUGUCUACGUUCACCACCACCCUAGUUUGUACACACAUACAGUUGUAUAAAGGUGCUUAACACGGAUCGCUUUUUCCUAUAAGGGAAGGGGCAUAAUCUAUACUGUACAAGGCAUCUUUAUACUGCAGUAACUACAUCCACGCUAAAGGUAGAAUUGAUGGGACUAUUUUGGUUUUAA